AGUGCACGGAAGAGGAAGCAGCUGGUGAUGCUGGAACAAACAUGGCCGCCCUUCGGGCCCCCGGCCGCUCGGGCUCCUGCUGCGUCCGGUUGCUCCCGCUGCUGGCGCUGCUGACUGUGCCGGGCCUGGGCCGCGUCCACCAUCUGGCGCUCAAAGAUGACGUGAGGCAUAAAGUUCACCUGAACACCUUCGGCUUCUUCAAGGAUGGGUACAUGGUGGUUAAUGUCAGCAGCCUCUCCGUGAAUGAGCUAGGAGGAGCCACAGAUGACACCAUGAUUGGGUUCAGCCUAGAUCGAACGAAGAAUGAUGGUUUUUCUUCUUAUCUGGAUGAAGACGUGAAUUACUGUAUCCUUAGGAAGAAGUCUCUGUCUGUCAUCCUUCUAGUCCUGGACAUCUCCAAAAGCGAAGUAAAAGUCAGAUCUCCACCAGAAGCUGGUAACCUGUUACCAAAGAUCAUCUUCAGUAAGGUUGAGAAAGUCCUUGGCCAGAGCCAGGAAGUCAACAGCAGCUCGCUCCCCACAGGCAGCCAGUCGCAGAGACCGCAAGAAAGUGAAAAGUCUAAAAGAGCUACUGUGGAUUCAGAGGAAGCAGGAGAGAAAUCAUUUUCAAUUAGUAAUAACGACGGGGCAGUUUCAUUUCAGUUUUUCUUUAACAUCAGCACCAAUGAUCAAGAAGGCCUUUACAGUCUUUAUUUCCACAAAUGCACAAACAGUGACUUGCAAUCCAGUGGCAAGUUUUCAUUCAGCCUUGAUAUUGAGAUCACAGAGAAGAAUCCUGACAGCUACCUCUCAGCUGGGGAAAUCCCUCUCCCCAAAUUAUACAUUUCCAUGGCUUUUUUUUUCUUCCUUUCUGGAACCAUCUGGAUUCACAUCCUUCGAAAACGACGGAAUGAUGUGUUUAAAAUUCACUGGUUGAUGGCGGCCCUCCCUUUCACCAAGUCUCUUUCCUUGGUGUUUCAUGCAAUCGACUACCACUACAUCUCCUCACAGGGCUUUCCGAUUGAAGGCUGGGCUGUUGUGUACUACAUAACACACCUUCUGAAGGGAGCGCUGCUGUUUAUCACCAUCGCGCUCAUUGGCACCGGCUGGGCCUUCAUCAAACACAUUCUGUCCGACAAAGACAAGAAGAUCUUCAUGAUUGUCAUCCCACUCCAGGUGCUGGCAAAUGUGGCUUACAUCAUCAUAGAGUCCACUGAGGAGGGUACGAGUGAGUAUGGCUUGUGGAAGGACUCUCUGUUCCUGGUUGACCUGCUAUGCUGUGGUGCCAUCCUCUUUCCAGUGGUGUGGUCAAUCAGACAUUUACAAGAAGCCUCAGCCACAGAUGGAAAAGCGGCUAUUAACCUAGCAAAGCUGAAGCUUUUCAGACAUUACUACGUCUUGAUCGUAUGCUACAUAUACUUCACCAGGAUCAUUGCAUUUCUUCUUAAAUUUGCUGUUCCAUUUCAGUGGAAGUGGCUCUACCAGCUACUGGAUGAAGCAGCCACACUGGUCUUCUUUGUCUUGACGGGGUAUAAGUUCCGCCCGGCUUCAGAUAAUCCCUACCUACAACUGUCUCAGGAGGAAGAUGACCUGGGAAUGGAAUCUGUAGUGACAACAUCAGGGGUGAUGGAAAAUAUGAAGAAAGUCAAGAAGGUGACCAACGGUGCUGUAGAGCCUCAGGGUGACUGGGAAGGCACUGCGUGACAGAGCCAGCUCUGAGGAUACACUGUCAGAAAACUAACUUACCGUAGUCCCAUUGGUGAGCAAGAAUGUCCCUCCAGAGAACUAUGGUCACAUCUCGACAGUGACACCACAGAGCUCACGGCUGGAGCAAAGUCCAUGGACAUCUCCUCUUCUCUUACACUCUUAGGGAUCCUGGAUCUGUGGCUGGCCACAGGCAGCUGAGACUGUCUCUCAGGUGGAUGGAAGGUGGGCGGAGGAAAGGAGUGAUGUCCUAGAUUUACAUUGUUAAUUGGGAGUCUAGAAUUUGUGCAAUGGAGCCCCUGGUGGCUGCCCUGGUCACGGGGGAUAACAGGUCUACUGCCAGUCAUAGCACAAAGCACUUGCUUUGGGAAGUGGUCAGGUGUCUUAUCAAGAAGGGAAAGGGAGUAUCACUAUGUCUUUGGAGAACCAAAAAAAAAAAAAAAAAAAGAAUAUUUUAGAAAGUAAAGGCAAAACCCAAUAUAGUAUGUGCAGUGCUCAGCCCAGGCUCCUGGCUCCAAGCACUGCCCCAGACUUUAUUCCAGCUCCUGAUAGUGCCUGGGAACUGCCUGGCCAGUGGCCACCUGUGCUUCCUCAAGGGCUCCAUUCUCAGAGAGCUGACAUGUCACUGUCUGACCAUGGCCUGGGGAAUGGGUUUCUCCAGAAGGUGUGUUCUGCGUUGCCUGUGGAAGGGAGAGAAGGAUCUUUGGGCUCCAAAGGUCUUCUAUUGGCUUGCCUGACACCUGCUGUCCUGCCUGCCUGAGCAGUACUGCUUGACCUCUUCUUAUGGCUUGCGUCAUCUUUGUAUGAUCAGAAUCAAGACCAAAAUGGGGAAUUCUUAAAAUUUUCCUUAAGGAACAGCUGGGGGCAAAAAGGUAGCUUAAGCCAAGACUUACAUACAGGCAAAUCAAAUGGGCAUCCUUCAGAGGCCUGCCCUGAGGCCAGGCAGGAGUUCUAAGCAGAGGAAUUAAGUAGUUGGUCCCAGUAUUCCAAGAGUACAUGGGAAGGGAGUAAGUGAUUAGACAGCAGUUCGCUCUCAGAGUGCAUGGUGAGGUUUCACAGAAACUCAGUGUAGGUGCCGCAGACCUUAGACAAAAAUGUUGGUGGCUGCGUUCAAGGAAUAGUGUUGGAGCUGGUGAGUCAUUGUUGUGGAACAAGUUCAGAAGGUCCAGUGUGAGGUAGGGCUUGACAGAAAGCUGCUUAAUGCUAGGGGGUUUUGAGGGAGGCAGGACAGGGAGGCUUGUUUCUAGAGGCUUCAGCCCAGCCCUGGCCCUGGGCUUAUUGACGAAUCAUACAUGCAAGGGAUGACAUCACACUCUAGUACAGAAUUCAGUCAGAAGCCAUGAGUGGGUGAGAGGGCUCUAGAAGUCUUUCCUGUCACCACAUUUGUCACUGUGUCUCCCCCUCCCUCACUACUUCCACAUCUAAGCCAUUGGUGAGGAAGCACCUGCACUCGGUGCCAUCAGGUCCCACCAGUGCCUCCGUGGCAGGAGUUCAGGGGAGCAUCUGUGCACCUGCCAUUUCAGGCAGCCGGGUAGACAAGCCUGAGGGAUUCAUUUAAUGGAAACUUGGUUUGGUUUGGUUUCUUUAUUAGAAAUUAACUUGAGCCAAUUCAGUAGGAAGGAAGGUACAUGGAAGAUUUUUAACACUAUUUCCUGCACAUAAUCACAGUGACAACACUGAGAAAAUGUGCUCACACUGUGACCCUCAGAGGGACCCAGUUGCUGUUUCCGUCAGCAGAUUCUGCUAUUGACCAGGCGCUAGGCUUCUGGCAAGAACGGAGUGUGCUGAAGCCUUCCCUCCAGGAGGGCUCUCGGUGGAGGUGGCCUCAUUCCACAUGCUGGGACUUUAAGGCAAGGUAGUGGGUGUGUGAAAGGUAUGUGGCCAGGACCCAGACCACACCUACCUCUGGGCUCUUGGUAUGACAGCUGAGCAGUGACAGGUGGACACCCAGCCUUCUGGAGCAGGGUGCAUAGGAAUGCAAAGCAGAACCUGAUUCUGCUGUGUAACUGCCUGGAGGUGGGAAGCCAGAGGAAGGAAUGGCAGAAACUUGAGACUGGAAGGGCAAACAUGGUACCUGGGCAGUGACAAGGAGACAGUACUUCAAUUUCCACCCUGUUCUAUAAAUGUGUCUUCUCUGUGUGUCACUUAAAAGCUGUGGCCCAGCUAUGUCCUUAGGUAUGGGUGCCUGAUUGGGACCCAGAGCCAUGUGGUCACACCAGUACAAACACAUUCCUGCAGCCUGAUUUUCACAGGCCCAGGCUCUUCACAGCAGUGUUGGAGAGGUUGCCCCUAUAGUUUCUCAGGGGCUGGGCAAAAGGAUGGGAUGCCCAUCACACAACCACUGGUGUAUUUAUGGCCUGGCUUUUUAUUCUUCCGGUUUAUGCCUGCGUGCGCACAAUGUCCGUGUUUCCUUUGAGCAUCUAUAUUGGCCUGGAAGCGCUGCUGGCUUUGACAUUUAAUAAAGUGUGUAUUUUGCUAGAAAAUUAUUUCUUAGACAAGAACAAGUGUUGAUCUCUUCAUCCUGGCUCUUAACAGUGCCCAAGGACUUGAUCAGCUUGCUUCUUGGUCCUUCCUGCUUUAAAAUUUCUGUAGCAGAGUACUUUAUCACACGACUGGCAAAUUGGCAAUUUAUCUCCUGUGAGAAGCAGCUCACUCCAUGUCAAUGAUGCUUCCUCAGUUCACGGCCUGAGUGGGCUCCCUUUUCUUCCAAGAAGUCACUUCAGAGUAAAAUAAGUGGGUUCCCUUCUCCCCACUCAUGUCCAGUCAACCAAGGCACUGUGGCUUCCUGUCGCUUUAUGAAAUGAAACGUGUGCUCCAUCCCACACUGAGCUCACCAAGAUUACUGUGCUACCUAGUCCCACAGUCUCCCCUCCUGCCUGGUCUGUGGAGCCCACUUGGGCUCUCCCCGAGAAUAUGCAGCGUCUUCUCCCAGCAGCUGGGGGCAGGGCUCAUUUUUUAAGCUGAGGCGAUUUUAUCAGCGUACAAAUGGAUGUCAUGUAUCACUGCUUCUGACCGCAUGGUAGUCCCCCAGCCCCCCCCCCCCCCCCCACACACACACUGCCUGUUUUGCUUUAGAGUUCACUAUAAGACUUAGUGCUUACGGGCUGAGGAAGAGGGUCAGAGAUGCCUUUGACACCACCCCUGGCCACUUCACCUCAUCCUGAAGUGCUGUCAGCAUUCGACAGCCUAGUGAGGUUGCUGGCCCAGCUCCAUGCACCCGGGGGAACAGCCGAGCUGCUGGUGCUUCUGGCUGCCAAGCUGCUGAGGGUGAGGAAGCAGCUCCCUCCUCCAGCCCUGUCUCCACACCACCCCUCCCCGCAGUGCAUCACAGCGUGCCAGCGCACUGGCCUGCUGCUGCAGUUUUUUCCCUUGAGGAUUCAGUAAGUUUAAAGCCCUCCACUAGACUGCCUUACUAUCUCUUGGUUUGUUAAAAAGGAAUUCAUCUAGAAAAUAUGCCCUAAAACCCCUCUUCUCAGGAUAUUCUGACAGUCUUAAAAAGCCACACCCGAGUCCAUGUGGAACCCUUUAUAUCUGGAAUGUGGUUAUUGAUCACAAGCUAAAGUCUCCAAAAUAUCCCUGCUGUGGCACAGUGAGGUUUCUGAGCCUUCGGCAUGGUUUAUGCUUGAAAGACAGAUGGUGCUUUUAGGAGGCUCACUGCCUGGGUGGAAGACCCCCUCCCCCACACAGUGAGGGAGGGGUGAGCUCAGGGGGACCUGGCCUGACUGCAGCACAUUGGUACCCGGUGGGAUCUGAUGGCAGGGAGACUGCAGUUGGGUUUAGGAGAGGAGUUCCCCCACGACAGGAUGCUCAUUUUAAGGCAGAAUUUGAGGCUGUACAGUCAGCAGGGAGCCGGAGUGCUGUCCUUCCAGCAUCUGAGGUGCACCUUGACUCCUUAAGCAACUUCCACACACCACAGACUGCAUGACAAACUGUAUGUGACUGUAGUCGUCACAUGACCCAGAUGUUGUCAGGCUGUAACCCAGCGGGGAAGGGUUGGAAGGGCUGUGCUUGCUGCUUCUGUUCUGCCUAGACCGGGGGCAGGAGAGCCGGUCAGUAUUCUUAGCGCUAACAGUCGAGUAUCGUGUUCAUGGGACGAGUCAAGAUCGGGCGAGGCUGGGCCUGUAUGUGGGCCUCUCACUGCAAUGCAAACGUGUAAUAAAGAUUCUAUGCCGGGAA
Molecule: messenger RNA, 5858 nt
Organism: Jaculus jaculus (lesser Egyptian jerboa)
Lineage: Eukaryota; Metazoa; Chordata; Mammalia; Rodentia; Dipodidae
Gene: Gpr107
Product: G protein-coupled receptor 107
Exons: 18
Coding region: 42-1682 (546 amino acids)
Biological process (GO): clathrin-dependent endocytosis
Cellular component (GO): Golgi apparatus; membrane; clathrin-coated vesicle
Molecular function (GO): clathrin heavy chain binding
Source: RefSeq, a predicted model, not a curated record